AAACCAUCGCAAAGGCAUUUCGUCGAGCACACGGAGAGCGGUUGGGGCGGAUAUGGAAGGAAUGCUUCAACGGAAAAGUGGAGAACAAGAAGCCGGGGAGCCGGGCUGUGAAGCAACGAACAAUUUUCUACUGAAAAGCGUGUUGCAUUAAAAGUCCUGUAAAGCUUCUCUUGAAGGCUGGCGCAGAGCACAACCAGCAGCAAAAGGCAAGGAACCAGCAGCUUUGGAUGUUUCCAGGUGGAGAAAACCAGAUACAGAUAGAAUUAAAAUAAACACAGAUGCUGCUAUAAACCGCGGUGCAGGAAUGGUUGGCCUGGGUUGGGUUGCUCGAGACAGUACAGGAGCUUUUCUAGCCGGGGCUGCUAUUCCUCGAAAAGGUGUGUGCUUACCGAAAGAGGCGGAGGCUCUCUCUAUGAGAGAGGCGCUAAGCUGGAUUAAGGCAGCGGGUUGGGACCAAGUUGACGUGGAAUCUGACGCCUUACAUUUGGUUGAAGGAGUUCACUCGGCUUCAACUGAGUCUUCUUUUGGAUUAUUGGUAAACGACAUCAAGGAGGUAGCGACUAGUUUUUCUAGUAUUACUUUCUCCCACGUGAAGCGGUCAGCGAAUCGGGUGGCCCAUCAUAU
This is a messenger RNA of Cuscuta epithymum, 624 nucleotides long. Lineage: Eukaryota; Viridiplantae; Streptophyta; Magnoliopsida; Solanales; Convolvulaceae. The record is from the annotation of a GenBank genome assembly.